Eremothecium cymbalariae DBVPG#7215 is the source of this 1683-nucleotide messenger RNA. It is a transcript of the gene DBP2, whose product is annotated as DEAD-box ATP-dependent RNA helicase DBP2. The transcript is spliced from 2 exons. NCBI's taxonomy places the organism in Eukaryota, Fungi, Ascomycota, Saccharomycetes, Saccharomycetales, Saccharomycetaceae. Gene Ontology annotation, biological process: rRNA processing. Gene Ontology annotation, cellular component: nucleus; ribonucleoprotein complex; cytoplasm. The coding region runs from base 1 to 1683 and encodes 560 amino acids. Gene Ontology annotation, molecular function: ATP binding; RNA helicase activity; RNA binding. The record is from RefSeq and is a predicted model, not a curated record.
AUGGAAAUGACGUACGGUAACAGAGAUCAACAGCAGUUUAAUAGAAAUGGCCAGGGAGCGCGUGGUGGCGGCGACAGCUGGUCUAAUAGAGGUGGUGACGGUAAUUCAUAUGGUGGUAGAAAUGGUAAUUUUGGCGGUAGAGGAGGAGGCCGUGGCGGAUAUGGAGGCCGUGGACGUGGUGGAAGGGUUCAGGAUGACCGUGUUGAGUUAAGCAAGCCUGAUUGGGAUUUGGAAUCGUUGCCGAGGUUUGAAAAGAAUUUUUAUGUAGAGCACGAGGAUGUGCGGAACAUGAGCAGCGCUGACGUUGAAGAUUUUAGAAAGAAGAGUGAGAUGACGAUUAUUGGGCAUGAUGUGCCUAAGCCGAUCAGGACGUUCGAUGAGGCUGGGUUUCCUGAGUAUGUGUUGAAGGAGGUGAAAGAGGAGGGGUUUGAUAAGCCUACGGCGAUUCAGUGUCAGGGUUGGCCGAUGGCGUUAUCUGGUCGUGAUAUGAUUGGUGUUGCUGCUACCGGUUCUGGUAAGACAUUGUCGUAUUGUUUGCCGGGUAUUGUGCAUAUUAAUGCACAGCCUUUGUUGUCUCCAGGUGACGGUCCGAUUGUUUUGGUGUUGGCUCCUACUAGAGAGUUGGCAGUUCAGAUUCAGAAGGAGUGCUCGAAAUUUGGCCACUCUUCGCGUAUUAGGAACACCUGUGUUUACGGGGGUGUGCCUAAGUCUCAGCAGAUCAGGGAUUUACAGAGGGGUGUAGAGAUCCUCAUUGCUACACCGGGCAGAUUGAUCGAUAUGUUGGAAAUUGGUAAAACCAACUUGAAGAGAGUUACUUAUUUAGUUUUGGACGAGGCGGACAGAAUGUUGGAUAUGGGUUUUGAGCCGCAGAUCAGGAAAAUCGUUGAUCAGAUCAGACCCGACAGGCAAACCCUAAUGUGGUCUGCUACAUGGCCCAAGGAAGUUCAACAGUUGGCUAGGGAUUACUUGCAUGAUCCUAUCCAAGUAAAUAUUGGUUCUUUGGAAUUAGCUGCCUCUCACACAAUUACCCAAAUCGUUGAGGUUAUUAGUGACUUUGAAAAGAGAGACAGAUUGGUUAAGCACUUGGAUAUCGCUUCUAAAGAUCCAGAAUCAAAAAUAAUUAUCUUUGCUUCGACAAAGAGAACUUGUGACGAUAUUACUUCGUAUUUAAGGCAAGAUGGGUGGCCUGCUCUAGCUAUUCAUGGUGAUAAGCAGCAACAGGAACGUGACUGGGUUUUGAACGAAUUCAGAUGCGGCCGUUCGCCAAUUAUGGUCGCUACUGAUGUUGCAGCCAGGGGUAUUGACGUGAAAGGUAUUAACUUUGUCAUCAACUAUGAUAUGCCUGGUAAUAUAGAAGACUAUGUGCACAGAAUCGGUAGGACGGGUAGAGCAGGUGCUACUGGUACUGCAAUUUCUUUUUUCACUGAGCAAAGCAAAGCAUUGGGCGCACAGUUGAUCUCCAUUAUGAGAGAAGCCAAGCAAGAGAUCCCUCAAGAUUUGUUGGUCUAUGAUCGUGCUCCUCGUGGAUCUCAUCCAAGAUAUGGUGGCCGUGGUGGCUACGGUGGUCGUGGUGGCCGAGGCCGUGGUGGUUAUGGUGGUCGCGGUGGAUACGGUGGCCGUGGUGGUGGCGGCUACGGUGGUUAUUCAAAACCCAGAGACGGUGGUUGGGGUAACAGAGGUUAA